This is a messenger RNA of Nomia melanderi (Alkali bee), 2749 nucleotides long. It is a transcript of the gene Gga, whose product is annotated as ADP-ribosylation factor-binding protein Gga. The record is from RefSeq and is a predicted model, not a curated record. Gene Ontology annotation, biological process: Golgi to plasma membrane transport; intracellular protein transport; protein localization to cell surface. Lineage: Eukaryota; Metazoa; Arthropoda; Insecta; Hymenoptera; Halictidae. Gene Ontology annotation, molecular function: phosphatidylinositol binding; ubiquitin binding; small GTPase binding. Gene Ontology annotation, cellular component: trans-Golgi network.
UUGUUAACACCGAAUGACAUUUCUCUUAAAGCAUUGUCAUUCACUUAAUUGAAAAAUGUAUUACGAUGAAAACCAAGGAGACUUAGAGACCGAACUAUUAAUAAGAUGGUGCUAUACAACCUAUAUAAUUACCAAUUAAAUCAAUAAACUAUUAAAUUUACGAUGAAAAAGUGCGUUAUGAAAUAUUAAUUACAAGGAAUGAUUUUUUCGAUUUCAAAAGGGAAUUAAUUAUUCAGUCUGGACCUUAAAAUGCACGAGUGAACGCGUAUGCGCAUGUACGUGACAAUGCUAAAUUUCUAAACCGAAUGUUGGUAAAUUUUUAUCCUUUUAACGUUAUCUACCGCAAUAUAUACAUAUAUAUGUACAUAUAUGUAUGUAUAUAUCGAAGCGCUCCUUGGUUUCAAGAAGUACCGAGGAACACUACACAACAGUGGAUUACGUAGUGAACAGCUGUUUGGAGUGAAACAUUCUAAAUAUUCUUUGAAAAAAUUGAUUUUGUUCGCGAUAUCUCUUCGACAAUAGAAAGAUUUAUAAAAAUAGAGUAGAAGCGGUGGACGUUGAAUUUAUUUCGAGACUGAUCGAUUUUAAGGAUAUUCGUGAAUACGAACAACACGAUCAAAAUGGUAUCCCUAAGAGUAUCUCCCGUGUUAGCUGUCAAAUAAAUGGACGUAACUUAAGCUUGCGAACUGAAAGAGACAAGUAAAAUUCUAAAAAUGGAUGUCGUGACAACAAGUUUGGAAGCUUUGAUACAAAGAGUAACGAAUCCACAAAAUCAAAAACCCGAUAUUGCGGCUAUCGAAGCUUUUUGUGUAAUGUUGACUAAAGAACCAGAAGGUAUUCAAAUUGGUACAAAGUUAUUAGCAUUACAUAUUCAAUCGUCUAAUGAGUCAGAAGCGCUUCAAGCUCUUGUCCUAUUGGAUAUGUGUAUGCAAAGAUGCGGGUCAUCUUUUCAUGCAGAAAUUGGUAAAUUUCGUUUCUUAAAUGAAAUGAUACGACUAGUUUCGCCGAAAUAUUUAGGUGGAAAGACACCGAUCGUGGUACGCCACAAAGUAUUACAAUUACUACAUACAUGGACGAAGGAAUAUCCACGUGAAGUGAAAAUCAAAGAAGCUUAUGAAAUGUUGAGAAAGCAAGGAGUUAUAGAGGAUGAUGUGUUGUGCACAAUUAAUGCUUCAGAGGAUGCAUCAAAAACAUCAAAAGCUAAGCAUACAAUAUUUGAUGAUGAGGAGAAAUCCAAAUUAUUGCAAAAAUUACUUCAAAGUAAACAUCCUGACGACUUAUUAGCGGCAAAUAGACUUAUUAAAUCUAUGGUGAGAGAGGAUGAAAGAAGGGUACAGUUGAAUUCGCGUAGGAUAAUGGAAUUAGAGUCUAUACAUAAUAAUGUAAAGUUAUUGUCUGAAAUGUUAGAUUCUUAUAAUUGGAAAGAAACCAGUAAAGAAGACCUUGAGUUGAUGAAGGAAUUGAAACAAGCCUGUGAAAGAUUGAAACCAAUUGUACUUAGAUUAGCAAAUGAAACUCAAGAUAAUGAAGAAAUGCUUGGCGAUGUGCUCGCUGCAAGCGACGAAUUGGAACAAGUCUUCGAAAAAUAUUCGGCGGUUAUAGACCGUGGUGAAUGCUUAAAUCCUAAAACAGACUCCAAUGUCAACUCGUACUUAUUAGACCUGUCUUCGCCGAUAGAAAAUAAGCCUGUCGAAAACAGUGAAAUGAAUAAGGUUUACGACGCAACUGGAAUUAAUCAUCAAUCGGACAUGGAAGUUCUAGGGGAUAUCUUCAGUUCAUUAGGAAGAUCUGAAAAUCCAGAAAUCCCUUCCGUCUCCACUACAAAUCUAUUAAUGUCUAAUUCGAUGAUCAUGCAACCAAUAAGUAUGCACCCGACAAAUAAAAAAGGUGAAACAGUCGACACACCUGAAAAGAAAAUGGACAGUAAAUCAAGAGCAUUGGAGGAACUGAACGAAUUAGGGGAGUCGUUGCUUAAACAAAGUUUAUCGGACUCGGUAUCAAAUAUUCGAUCCUCCUCGACAAGUAAGGAGAUAAGCAAUAUCAAAGUACGUGCAGAAAUUCCAUCGAAACAUAAUUCAACGGUUAUUCCAAGUAACGAUCCUUCUAAUUUUUCUGAUUCAUUGGACAUUUCAAACGCAACGAACGGUGAAUCAAUUAAUACUUGCACAAAUCAUAUCGUUGAUACAAAUGAUGCGAUCUCAACACAAGUGUGUGAAAGUCCAUCGGUUAUACGAGACGCUAUUUUGAUUGCACCAACGACAGAAGACAUUCUGUGUGCAGAACCAGAAAUCAAACCGUUGACGGACAUAAACGUUAGUCUUCACGACAUUAAACCAGGCACCAACCCACCCAUAACCGUGCUCGAAGAAAAAAAUGGUAUAACUGUCGUGCUUCAUUUUGCCCGAGAUAAUCCUAGGCAAGACGUGUAUGUCGUAGUAAUUACAACGAUGAGCAAAAAUUUGAAGCCACUUAGUAAUUAUUUGUUUCAAGCAGUGGUACCAAAGAAAUGUAAAUGUAGACUUCAACCACCUUCUGAAACUGUAUUACCAGCUCAUAAUCCAUUUCUUCCUCCAUCGGCAAUCACUCAAAUUAUGCUGAUUGCAAAUCCCAGUAAGGAAUCAGUGUCAUUAAAAUUUAUGUUAAGUUACACAAUGGAAGACGAAACUUUUACAGAAAUGGGAGAAGUGGAAAAGUUGCCUUUACUUUGAAGAAUAUUUUCUAACGGUAAUUUGAAAUCAUUAUACCAACU